This is a messenger RNA of Passer domesticus (house sparrow), 607 nucleotides long. RefSeq names its product interleukin 23 subunit alpha (gene IL23A). The coding region runs from base 1 to 591 and encodes 196 amino acids. The transcript is spliced from 4 exons. Lineage: Eukaryota; Metazoa; Chordata; Aves; Passeriformes; Passeridae. Gene Ontology annotation, cellular component: extracellular region; interleukin-23 complex. Gene Ontology annotation, biological process: immune response; positive regulation of T cell proliferation; positive regulation of T-helper 17 cell lineage commitment. The record is from RefSeq and is a predicted model, not a curated record. Gene Ontology annotation, molecular function: cytokine activity.
AUGGCUCCGCUCCGCCGCCUCCGCCUCUGCCUGCUGCUGGCUCUGCUGCCGCCGCCUCCCGCCGCCCCGGCACCGGCACCGGCACCGGGACAGGCACCGGGACAGACAGCGGGACAGACACCGGGACAGACAGCGGUACCGGUACCGGACUGGGCCGCCUGCAGGGUCCUGUCCCGGGAGCUCUCGCGGCUGCUGGGGACGGUCAGGGAGCCGCACCCGGUGCUGGAGGGGCUGCAGCUGCUCGAGGACGAACCCCAAAAUUGGCCCCCCCGGAUCCGCUGCAGCGACGCCUGCGACCCCCUGAGCCUGGAGAGCAACCACACGCGCUGCCUGCAGCGGGUCCGGCAGGCGCUGCAGCACUACCGGGACCUGCUGGGCUCCGACAUCUUCCGCGAGCGGCCGCAGCCGCAGCUGCAGAGCGCCCUGGAGCGGCUGCUGCGCCACGUCCCGGACGGGCAGGGCCGCCCCCCCCGGCCCCUCCUGGCGCCCACCCAGCUCUGGGAGCAGCCGCUGCAGCGACACCUGGCCCUGAACCGCCUGCGCUCCUUCGCCGCGCUCAUCGGCCGCGUCUUCAGCCACAGCGCCCGCUGAGACCCCCGGACAUCGC